Messenger RNA from Leptosia nina, 2331 nucleotides. The record is from the annotation of a GenBank genome assembly. Lineage: Eukaryota; Metazoa; Arthropoda; Insecta; Lepidoptera; Pieridae.
AUGGAGUCAACAUUUCUAGCUUUUGUCAUAGCAUUCGCCUGUUUCGCGCUUAUCAUACCAAUUUACCUCCUCAUCCUGGCGGUUCUAUCGCUUCUCCCAGGGUCUAAUCAUGACGAUGAAUUGGAGUCCGGCGCGUUGUUCCCUGACGCUGAGCCAGAUUGUAACGACAAAAGUGUUGUUAUCGUGACAUUUUUAGUCGUUCUACUAUGCGGCUCUCUCAUAGCGGGAAUGGUGCUUAGUAACGAACAAUCCCGGAUGGCGGCCACAGAUAGUCGAAACGUAGUCAGCUGCGCGUGCUCCGAUAUAGCGGCGUGGCUUUCCGCUGCUGCGCGCGAGUUGCAUCAGGGCCUUGUCCCGCCCAUUGACAUGGUCUUGUACGCAUAUAAGAAUGAUCUAAAGAAUGUAGAUACACUUUUGGGAGAUCCGAUACAACAAGCUAUAGCUUCGGAAAGCGGCAUCGACUUUGUCCUAGACUCUUUGAUGGAUAUUGUUAUAGAGAGCAAGGAUAUAUCCUUAAAGAUAACAUCACUACGUAACUAUACUAUGAAAGCGAGGACUCUGGCCGCGGUCGCUUCUGACAGGAUCCAAGAGCUAAGACGACAGAUAGACAACCUGAAGAAGCUUUGUUCAAGUAAAGAUGCACCACUUUGCGACACCAUUAAUACGAAUACUCUGAAACUACAGAUGCAGUUUGAUUCGAUACUCCAAGAACCACAAUUGUUGGAGCUAAGAUCCCUCGGCGUGGAAAACUUAACUCAAGCAAUAUCACAGGCGAGACAGGAGUUCCAAACUUUACCUUCCGCAAUCCUCGAGCAGACGGAAACUGUAAGAGAUGAUGUAAUUCGAGAUAUAGAAAUCCGUCGACAAAUGGUCCACAACUCGGCUAGGGUGUUGAAGAACAUAGUUCGUCACUUGACCUCAGGGUUGCGUAGUUUGGCCCACAAAUUGGAAGGUGGCUUGGAGCGACUUGAGAAGUAUGACUUCUGGAGGUGGAUCCUUAUGUUAGCAUGUACCAUAGCUUUCGCUUUUGUUAUGAUUCUAAUAUUUCUCGCUUUGCUUUGUGGUUGUGGAAAUGCGAAAAUUCACGCAAAGAGAACCUUACAAGUAUCGUCCCUAUGGUUGUGUCUAGUCUCUAUAAUUUUAUGGUGCGUGAUAUCCGCAACUUUUCUCAUCGCAGGACACGCUGAGGUGUUCAUAUGUCAUGCGUUAUGGGACUCCCCGCAGUAUAGUACUCUCUCCUCUCUCUUGGACCGACCUUCGCCUCUUUUACAACAUAAUGAGGGUAUUUUCGAUGUGUUACUACGUGAACUAGAAAAUGUGACGAUUGAGGUCUCCGUCAGGGAUGUAUUGAGAGAUUGUGAAAAGAACCGUCCGGCAUACGUCGUAUUUCAAUUGGACAAAAUGUUGGACGUCAAUAAGGAGACAUCGUACUUUGAAUGGGAGGAACUUCAGGCGGACCUGGACAGACUCUCAUCAGCUAUAGACGUGGGGUUCCUAAAAACUAUUUCGUUUCAUUUUAAUCGGCUAUUACACGAUAUACUGGAUAUAUCGGAUGUUAAUAUGACCAAAUAUAGGUUAGAAUACGAUGGCCCAGUAGUAGGGAAGGAUCUACCCUCCCUAAUGGACCAGCUGGAAAACGUCGCAGCGCAGGUCACUGACCUAUCAACGGCGGGAAGAUUGGAAACCUUAGCUGCAAGUGGUACGAAUGUCAGCAAACACAAAGCUUUACUUUCAGCUUCAAGAACCCAAAAAUUACACUCGACGAAUAUAAAACCACUGGAACAGCUGCGAGCGAAUUUAGUCUUUAGACUGACGGAAUUAGAGCUACAAUUGAUUCCGUUUAGAAGAAAAUUAAAUAUUUCUUUAAGUCACAUCCAUACUGCGCAGUUUUAUAUCAACAACCAAGGACAUAUAAUAGCUCAGAAGAAAGUGUCUACAUUUGUGUCUCGGCUAGUGUCGCACACUGCUGGCUGGCGGACACACGUGUUGACAUCUGCUGGGAAACACGCGGGGAAAUGCCGCCCGCUUUUCACCGUCUACUCAGCUAUACGUUCAUUGUUUUGUACGAAAUACGUCGCUUCUUUGCACGGUUGGUGGUUCUGUGGAGUGCUGUUAGGUAUAUUCUGGUGCACCACACUGACCCCUCUCUGCGUAAAACUAUGGAGAUCGUUUGGCAAAAAGAUCAGAGCGUUAGAAACUUUAAACCUCACAAACUUAAGCCAACAAGGAACACCAGCUACUGCAGUUUGCGAAGACAACAGUUGGAGUGCUCCACCUGGGUACGUAUUGAAAAAAUGGACUACAUUACCCAUUAUUCUUCCAUUAGAAUAG